This is a messenger RNA of Coniosporium apollinis CBS 100218, 876 nucleotides long. RefSeq lists its product as uncharacterized. Gene Ontology annotation, biological process: Golgi organization; intra-Golgi vesicle-mediated transport; protein transport. Lineage: Eukaryota; Fungi; Ascomycota; Dothideomycetes. The transcript is spliced from 2 exons. The record is from RefSeq and is a predicted model, not a curated record. Gene Ontology annotation, cellular component: membrane; COG complex. Bases 1 to 876 code for a protein of 291 amino acids.
AUGAGCAAAUUCUAUCUUAACGACACCCCCAGCUCCACGUCCUCCACGUCCUCCCUCGACCUCCCCUAUCCCGCCCCACUCCCACGAUCCGACUUCCUCUCCCCCGAUUUCUUGCCCUCACUCUAUCUCUCUACCCUACGCAACCGGCACCAAACCCUCGAAGACCUGCGUGCCGAGCUGCGCUCCCGCUCGCAGCUGCUCAGCCGCGAGCUACUCGACCUCGUCAAUGCGCAUUAUAGCGAUUUUUUGUCGCUUGGCAGCAGCCUUACGGGCGGAGAUGAGAAGGUCGAGGAAGUGAGGGUAGGCUUGUUGGGGUUUAGAAAGGAGGUUGAGGGCCUGAGACGGCGGGUGGAGGAGAGGAGAGGGGAGGUUGAGGGGUUGGUCAGGGAGAGGGUCGGGGUGAGGAGGGAGGUGACUGUUGGACGGGCGUUGUUGGAUGUUAAUACUAGGCUUGAGGAGUUGGAGGAAGGGCUGAUGGUUGAGUCGGCUGGGAAGACAGACAAAGUCCAAGACGGUCAGGAUGCGGCGGACGUGAGUGACAGCGAGGAGCUGAGUGACGAGGAUGAGGAGGAUGAAGGCGGCGGUGCGGCUUUCAUGUCGCUGUCGAAGCUGCAGCGGCAAUUGCAACAGUACAUGGUCGUACGGCAGUUGACAGAUCACGUUGGACUGGACCAUCCGUUCCUAGUUGCGCAAAAGCCAAGGAUGACGAGAGUGCGGAGUGCAAUCUUACUGGAUCUCAGCGCCGCGUUAAAACAGGCAUACGCAGCAGGAGACGCAGGGCAAAGGCGCGUGAUGAACAUUAUGGCCUUGUAUCGAGACAUGGAUGAGGCGAGAGAGGCGAUUGGCAUUCUCAAAGGACUCAACAAGCGACGGUGA